UAAUGUUGGGCCCCUCUACAAUAUGAGAUUAGAGAGGUAGAGAAGGGACAUUUCUUAUUAAGAAAAAAAAUCAAAACCAAAAAGAAAAGGUUGCCAAGUAGAAGAAAAUAUUUGAGCUUAUUUUCUUCUCUUUAGGAGUCACCAAAUUCUAGUUUGCUUAACAAUGACAAAGUUGUAGCAAAUGCUAGAAAAAUGGACACCAUAUCCACUUGUAUCAACAGAGUUAUAAAGGUUUUUUAAAGAUAUCAUAAUUUGUUUCAUUUGGGAAAGAAUAUUUGAAAAAUAUUUGAAUAUCUGAAAAAAAAGUGCAAGACUUAUCAACCAAGGAGCAUGCAGUUAGGACUGGAACCAGUGACACUCACAUCCUGCCUUGCACAUUCUACGUGCUGCGUACAUGUUGCCUCGUUUAAUCCAAGUCAUAAUCUACAAGGGCCUGGUGACAUUUGGGGAUGUGGCCGUAGAUUUCUCCCAAGAGGAGUGGGAGUGGCUGAACCCCAUGCAAAGGAACCUGUACAGGAGGGUGAUGCUGGAGAACUACAGGAACCUGGUGUCGCUGGGACUUUGUGUUUCGAAGCCCGCUGUGAUCUCCUCAUUGGAACAAGGAAAAGAGCCCUGGACAGCGAAGAGAAAGAUGACAAGAGGUCGGUGCCCAGACUUGAAUGCUGUGCGGGAGACCGAGGAGUUACCUCUAAAGAAGGAUUUCUGUGAAGAGAAGUUAUCCCAGGCAGUGAUUACAGAGAGAUUCACGAACUAUAGUCUGGAGUACUCUAUAUUAGGGGAAGACUGGGGUUAUGAUGCUCUGUUUGAGACACAGCCGGGCUUGAUGCAUGUCACUAACAUGGCCGUCGACCUCUCCCAGCAACUAGACCCAGCUCAGAAGAGUUUCUGUAAGAAUGUGAUAUGGGAGAACCAUGGUGACCCGGGUUCAGUAGGGCAUUGUGUUUCCAAGCCAGACUUGGUGUCUUUGCUGGAGCAAGCAAAGGAGCCCUGGAUGGUGAAACGAGCACUGACAGGAGGCCUGUUCUCAGGCCAGCAAUCUAUAUGUGAGACGCAGGAAUUAUUUCCAAAGCAGGAUUCAUAUGCUGAUGGGGUAGCAGGCAGAACCUCAAAUGCUAAACUUGAGUGUUCCACUUUCAGAGAAAAUUGGGAUUCUGAGCAUGUGUUUGAAAGGAAGCUUGUAGGUCAAGAGAUACAAUUCAGGCAAGAGCCAAGUACUCAUAACAAAACCCUCUCUAAGGAAAGACAGCGUAUGUAUAACAAAUCUGGAAGAUGGUUCUAUUUGGAAGAGUCAGAAGAAAGAGUUCAUAAUCAUGAUUCAGUUAAAAGUUUCCCAAAAAAUUCAGUUAUAAUAAAACAAACAGGCAUCUAUGCAGGAAAAAAACUUUUCAGAUGUAAUGAAUGUAAGAAAACUUUUACCCAGAGCUCAUCCCUUACAGUUCAUCAAAGAAUUCACACUGGAGAGAAACCUUAUAAAUGUAAUGAAUGUGGAAAAGCCUUUAGUGAUGGUUCAUCCUUUGCACGACAUCAGAGAUGUCACACUGGCAAGAAGCCCUAUGAGUGCAUUGAAUGUGGGAAGGCUUUCAUACAGAACACAUCCCUCAUUCGUCACUGGAGAUACUAUCACACUGGGGAGAAACCCUUUGAUUGCAUCGAUUGUGGGAAAGCGUUCAGUGACCACAUAGGGCUUAAUCAACAUAGGAGAAUUCACACCGGAGAGAAACCUUACAAAUGUGAUGUGUGUCACAAAUCCUUUAGGUAUGGCUCAUCCCUUACUGUACAUCAAAGGAUUCACACUGGAGAAAAACCGUACGAAUGUGAUGUUUGCAGAAAAGCCUUCAGCCAUCAUGCAUCACUCACUCAACAUCAAAGAGUACAUUCUGGAGAAAAGCCUUUUAAAUGUAAAGAAUGUGGGAAAGCCUUCAGACAGAAUAUACACCUUGCUAGUCAUUUAAGGAUUCAUACUGGGGAGAAACCCUUUGAAUGUGGGGAAUGUGGGAAAUCUUUCAGCAUCAGCUCCCAGCUUGCCACUCAUCAGAGAAUUCAUACUGGAGAGAAGCCCUAUGAAUGUAAGGUUUGUAGUAAAGCAUUCACCCAGAAGGCUCACCUUGCACAGCAUCAAAAAACUCAUACAGGAGAGAAACCGUAUGAGUGUAAGGAAUGUGGUAAAGCCUUCAGUCAGACCACACACCUUAUUCAACAUCAGAGAGUUCACACUGGAGAGAAACCCUAUAAAUGUAUGGAAUGUGGGAAGGCCUUUGGUGAUAACUCAUCCUGUACUCAACAUCAGAGACUUCACACUGGCCAAAGGCCUUAUGAAUGUAUUGAGUGUGGGAAGGCAUUCAAGACAAAAUCAUCCCUUAUUUGUCAUCGCAGAAGUCAUACUGGAGAGAAGCCUUAUGAAUGUAGUGCAUGUGGCAAAGCCUUUAGUCACCGUCAGUCCCUUAGUGUGCACCAGAGAAUUCAUUCUGGAAAGAAACCAUAUGAAUGUAAGGAAUGUAGGAAAACCUUCAUCCAAAUUGGACACCUUAAUCAACAUAAGAGAGUUCAUACUGGAGAGAGAUCCUAUAACUAUAAGAAAAGCAGAAAAGUUUUCAGGCAGACUGUGCACUUAGCUCAUCAUCAGCGAAUUCACACUGGGGAGUCGUCAACACGCCCCUCUUUACCUUCCACGUCAAAUCCUGUGGAUCUAUUUCCCAAAUUUCUCUGGAAUCCAUCCUCCCUCCCAUCACUAUAGUCUCAAGGUGUCAUUUCCACUCAGCUACUCCAAUAGUUUAAUGGUCCCUCUCCCUGCCAUUUGUUUUGUUUUCUUUUCAUCAUUUACUAGUUUGUUCUUCACAUCACAGUCAGGUUGACUUUUAAAGUGUAAAUGUAAUUUAUUCACUCCUCAUGUAAAACUUGUAGUUUCUUUAAAUUAGCUAAUGCUUAAGGUGUGCUCAGCACAGUGCUUGGUCCAUAUUAAGCAUUCAGUAAACCCAGCUCUCUUAAAAACAUUGUUUUUAAACACUGAAAAGUUAUCAUAGUCAGCUCUGAUAAAAGUGAUGCAGAACAAUGAGUUCAGAAGAGACGAGAGUUUAGAUCAGGAACAGGAGUUCUUCAGGGAAUGGGUGAGGUUUUGCCUAUGUUGAUUUAGAACUUAAUUCCAUAAUGCCAAGGUAGUAUUGUGGCUUUCCGUGUGAUCUACCUGGUUGUAAGGUGCUAUGACCUUUUUGGUGAGAAAAUUAAACUUUACUAUGUAUCUGAUAGCAGCCUUAGAAAGUCUAGAACAUGAGUGAAUAGGCCACCUGGAAUAAACGAAUUAAAAAAUCACAA
Molecule: messenger RNA, 3309 nt
Organism: Lemur catta (Ring-tailed lemur)
Lineage: Eukaryota; Metazoa; Chordata; Mammalia; Primates; Lemuridae
Gene: ZFP28
Product: ZFP28 zinc finger protein
Exons: 7
Coding region: 395-2734 (779 amino acids)
Biological process (GO): negative regulation of transcription by RNA polymerase II
Cellular component (GO): nucleus
Molecular function (GO): DNA-binding transcription repressor activity, RNA polymerase II-specific; DNA-binding transcription activator activity, RNA polymerase II-specific; RNA polymerase II cis-regulatory region sequence-specific DNA binding
Source: RefSeq, a predicted model, not a curated record